CCUGGUCCUGCUCGGUGAGAGACGACGACGGCAUCAGCAGCCCUGCAUUCCGGGGAACACCAUGCAUCUUAGGCUGACGGCACGAGUGGAGGCUCUCAUCAUUACGUUUUCCUAUCUUUGAUUUUGACUUUCCUCUUUUAUUUUAUUUUUUUUUUAUUUUUUAUUUCUGUUGCGUCUUGUCUUCCUUUCCCCCCACCCCCCACCACCUCCUCCUUUUUUCACCCAAUCUCUGACGCGCAAGGACACUACAGCAUCCAUCCACGGCAGAAACGCUCACACAGAGCAUCCUCUGUACAGACGCACCAGCCAUCCUCCUCCUUCCUUUUUCUUCCUCCCACUCUCCUCUCCUCUUCUCUCGUUCUGUUCGAACCCAGAGGACAUCGGGACCCCCUUUCUAUCCCCCCUCCCCACUUUGCCCGGAGACAUGGAUCUAUGGUUUCUUUCGAUCCGGAUUUGCUGGUGGAGGGUUUUGUUUCUGAUGAGUGUUUUCCAGGACUAUCUGAGCUCCAUGCUGGACUGCCCGCUGACCUGCAGCUGCUCUCAAACAGAGAUCUUUUGCAAUAAGUCCGACAGCGGCAGAUUUUUCCCAUUACUCGUCCUGCAAGAUGGGAGCAAUGGGACCAACGUUGAUAUAGCGGAGUUAUUCAAAAACAUCACCUCUGUACACAUAGAGAACUGGACGGGAUUGCAGACUCUGAGAGACGUCGAUAUGGAGCUCUACACCGGACUACAGAGACUAACCAUCAUGAAUUGUAACCUGAAGGUGAUCCAGCCUCGAGCAUUUGCUCAGAACCCACACCUACGCUACAUAAACUUGUCGAAGAAUCCUCUCACCACUCUGUCAUGGCAGCUCUUCCAGCACCUCCAACUCUCCGAGCUACGUCUGGAUGGAGUGGUGUUCAACUGUGGCUGUGACAUCCGCUGGAUCCAGCUGUGGCAGCAGAGAGGGGAGGCGGGCCUUCACACACAGCAGCUCUACUGCAGGAACGGAGCCUCCAAAAUACGACUGCACAACAUGUACAUCCACAACUGUGAUUUACCGGAGAUAAGUGUGAGCCACAGCAGUGUGUUGGUGAUGGAGGGUGACAAUGUGACGGUGACUUGCAAUGGAACUGGAUCCCCGCUGCCUGAAGUGGACUGGACUGUCAGCGGCUUGCAGUCCAUCAACACACACCUGUCGAAUGUUUACUGGCCGAACAUCCACUCCAUCAACAUGACUCUCUUUAACAUCAGCCGAGGUGAUAACAACUUCCAGCUGACCUGCAUCGCAGAGAACGUGGUGGGGAUGACCAACUACUCCAUCCAGCUUAAUGUACAGUUUCCUCCAGUCAUCCUAAGACUGCUUGAGCCUGAUAAGCGCCUUCAUACCUGCAUCGAAUUCACGGUUCGUGGUUACCCUCGCCCCAAGCUGCGCUGGUUCUACCAACACAAGGAGAUUCAGCAAAACCAAUACAUCAGAACUGAAAUGGAUAGCUAUCAGGAUGAUCUGGAGGGCUGUCUAAUCUUCGAAAACCCAACACACAUCAACAACGGCAACUACACCUUGGAGGCUAGCAACCACCUGGGAACAGUCACUAAGACGGUAUAUGGUCACUUCCUCACACCUCCUGAUGAAAACGUGGAAAUAGAUCCACCACCAGACGGUGAUUCAGGCCGACAAGAUGAAGAUACAUUCGGGGUUACCAUUGCUGUGGGUCUGGUGGGCUUUGCUUGCGUCCUCCUCCUCGUUCUUUUCGUUCUCAUCAACAAAUACGGCCGACGCUCCAAAUUCGGUAUGAAGGGUCCUGUAGCUGUAAUCAGUGGUGAGGAAGACUCUGCCAGCCCGCUUCAUCACGUCAACCAUGGGAUUAUUACCCCAUGUACACUGGAUGCGGGCCCUGAUGCGGUUGUCAUAGGGAUGACUCGUAUACCUGUGGUGGAGAAUCCUCAGUACUUUAGACAUGGACACAACUGCAACAAGCCAACCACCCUCGUCCAACAUAUAAAGCGAAGAGACAUCAUCCUGAAAAGGGAACUGGGUGAGGGGGCGUUUGGUAAAGUCUUCUUGGCAGAGUGUUACAACCUCAGCCCCACCAAGGACAAGAUGCUGGUGGCUGUCAAGACACUUAAAGAUCCCAACCUGUCGGCCAGGAAGGACUUCCAGAGGGAAGCGGAGCUGCUGACCAACCUGCAGCACGACCACAUUGUUAAAUUCUACGGGGUGUGUGUGGAUGGAGAUCCGCUCAUCAUGGUGUUUGAAUACAUGAAGCAUGGAGACCUGAACAAAUUUCUGAGAGCCCACGGCCCUGACGCCAUGAUCCUGGUUGAUGGGCAGCCGCUGCAGUCCAAUGGAGAGCUGGGUCUUUCCCAGAUGUUGCACAUCGCCACCCAGAUUGCCUCAGGCAUGGUCUACCUGGCUUCCCAGCACUUUGUGCACAGAGAUCUGGCAACUCGCAAUUGCCUGGUGGGCAACGGCCUGCUGGUCAAGAUCGGAGACUUCGGCAUGUCAAGGGACAUCUACAGCAGUGACUACUACAGGGUUGGAGGACAUACCAUGCUACCUAUUCGCUGGAUGCCCCCGGAGAGCAUCAUGUACAGGAAGUUCUCCACGGAAAGUGAUGUUUGGAGCUUUGGAGUCAUCCUGUGGGAGAUCUUUACCUAUGGGAAACAGCCUUGGUUUCAACUUGGCAACAAUGAGGUUAUUGAGUGCAUAACCCAGGGUCGGGUGCUGGAGAGGCCACGGAUUUGUCCAAAGGAGGUGUAUGACAUCAUGCUGGGCUGCUGGCAGAGGGAACCACAGCAGCGACUGAACAUUAAGGACAUUCAAAAGGUCCUGUUCGCCAUGGGAAAAGCCACGCCGGUCUACCUGGACAUCCUGGGCUAGCAGCAACCCAGGCUGGCCCGUUCCUCGCCAGACAGAAAGAUCGACAGAGACAUAUAAGACAGAGCGACCCACAGGAAUCCAGGAAUAACCAAACCAACCUGCUCCACUGUCGAAAAACACCUGCUUUGUUUGGGAAGGACUUAAGUGCCUGCAACACUUUUGGAUAUAGUGGAUAAAACGUAUUAAAAAACAAAAAACAAAAAAAUAAAACAAACAAAAAACACGCACUUUUACAUUUUGUUUACUUGCAUAUAAGAUGUACAGGUUUAAAGAAUACUUUUUUUUUCCCCCCUCAAAAAAACUGCAAAAAUACACAAAAAUGGAGAACGAAUGGGGAGUGGGCUGGCAAUAGGAUAAUGGCCACAGUUUAAUGAUAUAGAAAAAAACACAUCAGAGUUUAAACCUAUUCUGGGUUUGGUUUUAUGAAUAUAAAUAGAAAUAUUACAUAUAUUUUAUAUUUAUUUCUUUUUCUCAAGGUGUUGAAGGGUCUGCCAUUUGUGUUGCUAAGGGCUCGGCCCUGUCGAAGACGCCACCAACAAACUAUUGGCAGGGACUUGCGAUGGAAGCCUUACUUGCUCUCUGAUUGGCUGGCACUGAGCUUUUAAAGGGAACUGUGGAAUAACACUGGAUGGUUGGAGAAAAAAAAGCAGCGCUCUGUAGAGGACCUACCCAAUCAGACAACCGACAAAUCUAUUUUAAUUUAAAAAUAAUGUACAUAUUGUAAAAUUCUACGUGUCAGAAUUAUGUUAACUUAUUUUUUCGGAUGUUACUUUGGUUCUUUUUCUGACUGUAAUCUGGGUGGCUAAAGUAUAAAGCUAUGGUCUUUGUUUUCAUCCUAAUCCAGAGGAGAUUUUCUCUUGGGAUUUACCCGUGUCCGUACUGGUUAAGUUGUCUAAUGUGGUGAAGGUGAAUGACAGUGAAUACAGUUCAAACAGCCCACUGACACCAAAUCACAGACUUUGGAGAAUGUGGGAUGACUCAGAGCCAUGGUUCAACAUCAUACUUUCCAAAAAGGUGAUGAAACCUCAUUUUCACUUUCCAGUUCAUUUGCUUUUUAUAGCAGGAAUAAUGAGUUGAUAAGUAAUAUCUCACACCACACCCCAUUCAAACACAAACACAUGCUUUGUUCAUUUUCAAGCUUUUUGGUGUGAAACUGCUAAAGAAAAACAUUUUUGUAGCUCUCGACAUAUUCAUCAUUUGUUUGUCGCAGGUGUGUUUCCUUUAUGUGUUAAAGGAGUAGUUUGAUGUUUUUGGAAAUUUGACUAUUUGCUUUCUUGCUGUGAGUUAUGAACACUUAUAUUAGUAGGCUAAACAAACUGCAGCUACUGCCAGGAGACAGCAAAUUUAGCUUUACAUAAAGAUUGGAAACAGGCGAUAAGCCUCACACAGUGAAGCCUCCUUUAGUGAAGCACAUGACAUUUAAAAUAUUGCAAAUACAAGUUCAAAUCUUAAAUAUGGCCUUUCAAUGCUAAGAUUUUUUUCCUCAUUAAAAUAUUACAUAUUAAAAAAAGAUUGAGAUGUUUUAAAAACAAUCUUAUAUUUUAAACUUGGUUCUUCUGUUCAAAAUACGAAAAGCUUUCAAUUCUGCCACUCUAAGGUGAAUUUCAGAACUUUCUCAUACCAUAAAAAAUUAAACUUAAUUUCAGACUUAUAUUAUUUGUCAUUACAUCUUAAUUCCAGUUGUAUAGGGCUGUAUGUGUGAAAGCAAAGAAAGUGGAUGGAUGAAUCUGUCAAAAAAUGAUUCAUUCAGUUGCAGCCAUUAGUAACUGAACUUUCAGUUGAAUAAAAAUAAUCUGAUUCGAUGAUUGAAGCGCCAUAUUGAAUGCAGGGCAACAGUUUACAUACUGAAUGUGCAGAAGAUGACGGCACAUCUAUGCUCGAUGCAAAAGACGGACGUGCAGACGGACCGUUUUGUCUGUUUCCUGUGUCAGUUACGCGUUUAAUUCGGUCCAUUUUCACAGAGCUUUCACAUGCGACCAGCGAAGAAACAAACCAGGAAAGGGGAGAAUCAGGAAUGGAACAAAAAAGCAGAAGAAGAAUGAAUACGAGGACAACAACUUUAGAAACUGCCCGAGUUUUUGAAGAAAGAUUACAUGUGAGUGUUUAGGGCAGGUUGGGUAGUUGGGAAAGACUUUAUAGUGAAGCAUUACCACUGCCAACUGAUGUCUGUACUGCCCACUAGUGGAGGAAUUACCUCAACAACCAUGGCAAAAGACAAAAGAUGCAUAGAAGUAUGAGGAUGGUGA
Messenger RNA from Melanotaenia boesemani (Boeseman's rainbowfish), 5109 nucleotides. It is a transcript of the gene ntrk3b, whose product is annotated as neurotrophic tyrosine kinase, receptor, type 3b. The record is from RefSeq and is a predicted model, not a curated record. NCBI's taxonomy places the organism in Eukaryota, Metazoa, Chordata, Actinopteri, Atheriniformes, Melanotaeniidae. The transcript is spliced from 17 exons. Gene Ontology annotation, molecular function: transmembrane receptor protein tyrosine kinase activity; ATP binding; neurotrophin binding. Gene Ontology annotation, biological process: multicellular organism development; protein phosphorylation; cell surface receptor protein tyrosine kinase signaling pathway. The coding region runs from base 425 to 2863 and encodes 812 amino acids. Gene Ontology annotation, cellular component: signaling receptor complex; axon; plasma membrane.